Suillus discolor is the source of this 270-nucleotide messenger RNA. RefSeq lists its product as uncharacterized. The annotation marks the transcript as partial. Lineage: Eukaryota; Fungi; Basidiomycota; Agaricomycetes; Boletales; Suillaceae. The transcript has a single exon. The record is from RefSeq and is a predicted model, not a curated record.
GUCUAUAGGGUCCAUUGGCUUCGGGCAAAGGCUUUGCGCGACCGAUGGUCGGAAGAACAAUUGCUCAUCGAAUAUGAAAUGUGUUGGACCUUACAGUUUUUCCUCCACAAGGCAGAUAUGUGGCUGUCACGUAUCACUCGCAACGACGAUCCACUGCCAGAAGGCCACAAAUGUUACGCAAUUCGGCAGGCCCACAUGUACCACCAAUUGGCCAAACAUGCACGUACAAGCUUUCUCAAAGCAAAUCCGAUGUUCAAGGUCAUUGUUUAA